Messenger RNA from [Torrubiella] hemipterigena, 2719 nucleotides. NCBI's taxonomy places the organism in Eukaryota, Fungi, Ascomycota, Sordariomycetes, Hypocreales, Clavicipitaceae. The record is from the annotation of a GenBank genome assembly.
CCUCACGAUAAUGAGCUGAAAGCUGGGGUCCGCUAUGCUAUGUGUACUAGUCAGAUGGCGCAGGCAGCCUUGCAGUGCGCCACCUGGGCUUGAGAGAACGAGCACGAGUCUGCCACCGAGACUGCCUGUCGAAGCCAUGGCAGUGGAGAUUGGCGCCGAGCCUGACAGUCGCUGUCUUGGAAUCCACGCUAUUGGCUAGAAAAGUGCUUGGAUCCGAAGGAGGCACAGCUGAAUACAGCGCCUAGCCUGGUCUGUUCCAGGUGAUAUCCAGCGGCCGAGCCACAGUUGUAGACGACGCCAUCGCGAGAGCCAGGGCUCAAAAGCGGAGAGCAUCAGCCGGCAGAAAACAGAUGAGGGGUGGCUUUUAUUAUUAAACGACCUUGUAUCCCCUACCGAGUCACGCUCAGCAAGUCGCUAUUUUUGUGAACACUCUUCCUGUUGGGCUCUCACAGCAAUAUCAAAAUGCGUGUACCAAUCCUACAAAGCAGGCCAGUUCAACAUGGGGCCUCUGAUGCUUCAGGGGAGCCCAGGACUGGGGAUAUACAGAUGUCGCUAAAUCCAGUCAGGGCCGCAGAUGGGUCGCCUGCACUCCUAGCAACAGUGGUGCCGCCCAAGGCACCUACCAACCAGAGCCACCAUGUCCCAUGUGAUAUUGUUCUUGUUAUCGAUGUGUCUGGCAGCAUGGGUUGUUCUGCACCGGUUCCAGGGGACAACGAGGCAUCUGGGUUGUCCGUCUUGGAUGUUGUAAAGCACGCUUCGCUGACAAUCAUCGAAACCCUCGAUGAACGAGAUCGUCUCGGAAUUGUUACUUUCGCUAGCAGUAUUGAGGUUCUGCAAGAACUGGAAGUUAUGACUGACGAAAAGAAAGAGGCGGCCCGCGCAAAUAUCAAAUCCAUGGUUCCCAAAGACGCUACUAACCUGUGGCAUGGCAUCCUCGCGGGUAUCAAUCUAUUUACAAAUUCCCCGUCCAACGGUAAGGUCCCAGCAAUCAUGGUGUUGACUGAUGGAAUGCCAAAUCAUAUGUGUCCACCACAAGGUUAUGUGCCCAAGCUUCGCACCAGGCUGCCUCUACCAGCUUCGAUCCAUACCUUUGGAUUUGGAUACCACCUCCGAUCUGGACUGCUAAAGUCUAUAGCAGAGAUUGGAAACGGAAACUAUGCUUUCAUUCCUGAUGCGGGUAUGAUUGGAACUGUUUUCGUGCACGCCGUGGCCAAUCUGCAGUCAACCUAUGCAACUGAAGCCACACUCACACUUCGAUACGCUGCACCUCUUGAAAUUACAGAGUCAACUGGAGAUUCGGUUAUCAGACAAAAACCCACAGAGGUGUCUCGAGACGGCAUACCGGCUCACGAGUUGUCUAUUGCACUGGGAAACCUGCAAUACGGCCAGUCGCGAGAUAUCUUUCUUCAACUACAAAACUCGACGCUUGCUGCCGACGUAUUUUCAUCUGGAAUCACAACUGCCUCUGUUGUAGAGGCACGACUUGUAUUCAAGCCUGUGGAAUAUAGAACCUCGGACCAAUUUGACAGCGUCGCAUGCUCGCAGAGUAUUAUGGAGGUGUCUCCGGUAGAUGAUGCCGUUGUGGCCUACCACGAGUCACGAUCCAGAAUUUGUGCAUAUUUAUCGUCUCUAUUUCCCUGCGAUGAUAAGGAAGAGCACACUGCCAUUAGCAUCGACUUGCUAGGAAAGUCAUCGCGCGCGUUGAAAGAGCUUGUCGAUACGCUUCCCGCUAGAUCGUGGCAAGACCCUUUGAAUGCGUCUUUGAUGGAAGAUCUGAUCGGCCAAGACCCGAAAGGUCAGAUUUCGAUGGCUAUCGAUGACAAUUCGCACUUUAGCCGCUGGGGUCAGCACUUCCUGCCGUCACUUUUGAAUGCACAUACUCGACAAGUUUGCAACUCCUUCAAAGACCCGGGGCCAUUGCAAUAUUGCACUGGAUCACCGCUCUUUAUAGAAUGUCGUGAUCGCCUGGAUACCGCAUUCGAUAAUCUACCACCGCCACAGCCAUCUCUAGUCCCGGUUAAUUCAUUCAACAGCGGCGGUAACUUUCAGCCUAUGAGGUCCAUGAAGCAGUUCCGUAAUGUCGCUGGCCCGUGCUUUGCAGCGUCUUCUCCCGUCGAACUUGCAUCAGGCAGAGUUGUUGAAAUCAAACGCUUGCGCCGUGGUAUGAAGGUCAGAACGCCAGCAGGCAUGAGGAAGGUAGCUGCAGUGCUCAAGACACCAGUCUGCGAAGCAAAGCUUUGCAGAAUGGGCAACGUUCUUGUUACUCCAUGGCAUCCAAUGACACGAGACGGAAAGAAUUGGCAAUUCCCAGAACAGAUGACCAAGAAGACGGUGCGAUACACUGGCGCCAUUUAUUCGAUUAUGCUACAGAUGGAUGGCAAUCCAGAGGCACAUGCACUGCGCUUUGGUUCCAUGUGGGGAGUGACUCUCGGGCACGGCAUCACCACCGGUAGCGAUGCGCGAGCGCAUGCAUUUCUAGGAGACUACGCAUUGGUUGGGAAGGGUCUGGCCAAUAUUGGAAUGGACAGGAGAGGGGUCGUUAUUGGUAGUGGAGUCGUAAAGGACCCUUACACAGGUUUAAUAUGCGGGUUUGUUGGUCGAGAUGCGCUCGGCAUAUCAUCAUCACCCUGCACAAUAUCUUCGGAGCUAAAGCUUCGAAGACUUAUUCGAGCGUAGUCUUGCUUAAUAUUUAGUCUUAAUAGAAUGUGGUAUUAGCCUU